Wallemia mellicola CBS 633.66 is the source of this 1003-nucleotide messenger RNA. Its product is annotated as Ribulose-phosphate 3-epimerase. The transcript is spliced from 3 exons. The coding region runs from base 201 to 896 and encodes 231 amino acids. Gene Ontology annotation, molecular function: D-ribulose-phosphate 3-epimerase activity; metal ion binding. The record is from RefSeq and is a predicted model, not a curated record. Gene Ontology annotation, cellular component: cytosol. Lineage: Eukaryota; Fungi; Basidiomycota; Wallemiomycetes; Wallemiales; Wallemiaceae. Gene Ontology annotation, biological process: pentose-phosphate shunt; carbohydrate metabolic process; pentose-phosphate shunt, non-oxidative branch.
GUCUUGCACAUAUCAGCCGUAAUUGUAUCAAUACUGGCAAGACAAAACGCAAGUCAAUCAUGAGAGUAGACAAGAGAGUAGACAAGAGAGAAGACAGUUGAUACAAUAGUCGAUAGUAGUAAAUAACCGUUAUUUAUUCGUUAAAAAUUACUAUUGUAUCCUAUCAGUGGAGUUAUCUACCUUGAAAACAUACAACCAAGAUGUGUGGUGGAUCAAGCUGCUUACAGUCAAUUAUUGCACCAUCUGCAUUAGCAAGUGAUUUCGGUAAAUUGGCAAGUGAAUGCCAGAGAGUACUCGACGAUGGCGCAGACUGGUUACACAUGGACGUCAUGGAUGGUCAUUUCGUGCCAAACAUUACUAUGGGUGCACCUGUACUCGAAUGGGUGAAGAAAGCAAUUCCAGACAUCAAAAUGGAUUGUCAUAUGAUGGUUGCUAACCCUCUCCAAUGGGUUGAACCUGUAGCCAAAGCUGGAGGAUAUCAAUACACAUUCCAUUAUGAAGCUACUGACGAUCAUAUGGCCGUCAUAAAGGAGAUUAAGAAGCAUGGUAUGCGCGCAGCUAUAGCGCUCAACCCAUCAACACCUGCGAGCGUACUCAGUGAUGAGCUCAUUGCUCAACUUGACAUGGUACUCGUUAUGACAGUAUGGCCAGGAAAAGGUGGUCAAAAGUUCAUGCCUGAACAGAUGCCAAAACUUCGCAACUUGCGUGAAAGAUACGCAAAAUUAGAUUUACAAGUCGAUGGUGGUGUUGGACCAAAAACAAUCGACGAGUGUACACAAAGCGGUGCAAAUGUCGCCGUUGCGGGUACAGCUGUCUUCGGUGCACAGGACGUCAAGCAGGCUAUACUUGACAUGAGGAAAUCCAUUGAUGGUCAAAUUGCAAAGGAAUAUAAAUAAUGCAUUACUCUUUCUAAUCUUAUGAUAUUCUGCAAAUUGAUGUGAGAGGGUAUUCAUCUUGUUAAUGCUUGCGUUUUUGGCGGUAUCUGCUAUCGUCUUCUUCCGAG